This is a messenger RNA of Cavenderia fasciculata, 1209 nucleotides long. RefSeq lists its product as uncharacterized. The transcript has 5 exons. The record is from RefSeq and is a predicted model, not a curated record. The coding region runs from base 1 to 1209 and encodes 402 amino acids. Lineage: Eukaryota; Evosea; Eumycetozoa; Acytosteliales; Cavenderiaceae.
AUGUAUAAUGCCAAGACAACAUCAGAAAUUGCAUUCCUUGGCGAUUUCAAGCGAUGGCCAGCAAAACAAGUAAAAGAAUGGGCUACAAAAGAAGUUCAAAGUCCUUACAAGUUCCUCCGCAUUUUAAAAUUUAAUUAUUACAUUCUAUUAUUGUCACCAUUAUUAACCACCAUCAUUAUUUCGUUCUAUCCUAAAGGCACCACCUCUAACGUAAUGUCAACACAACAGAAAGCUCGGGAAUUGGUCAAGGGAACUGAUUUCACUGUUGCUCAAAAGAGCGCAUGUUCCACGUUUAUUGAUGAAAAUGAAGCCAAUGCUAAUAUUAUUAUUAUUGGACAACAUGGAAUGGGUUUAGAUGUAUUACAAUUUUUCGCUCAAAAACUCGUAGAAAGAAAUACAUCUAUUCCCUCUACUGCUCCUCCCCAAGGUAAGGCACAUCCUUUUUAUCAAAGCAUCAUUCCCUUCCAUUUCUUCAUUAUAUUAUCAACAUAUCCAUCUCAAACAACCCUUGUUGAUUAUCUUUUGUUUUAUCUCAUCAAUGCACUACCCAUCUCUUUUAACCAAACACAAUCAUUCAACAUCUUGUCAUUUUGUUUGUUCAUCUUUCAUGUUAUUGACCUCUUGUGUUCAUUCAUAUUUAUAAUCCUUUGGUCCAAAUCAAAUACCAUUUCAUUUUGUUUUGCUAUGUUUGUUCCUCACAUUACAGGCCCUUCACUUGCCUCAUUGUUGUUGGCGUACCAAAAGACUAAUAUCUUUCGUAAUUCUUAUUGGAAGACGCAAAGUAAGGAAUUCAAUUACGAUGCCACAAAGCCGAUGUAUUUGAAUGUUGCUACCUGUUCCAAAGGGUUUCACCAACUCCUUGGCCUCCUCUCCUCUGCUCCUUGUUCAAUCCCACAGAGUUUGCAAAAAUUUUCUAAUGGCACCAUCCGUAACCUUGGAUUUGGGAUCUCCAGUCAUGUCUUCGCUGUCACCAACAAUGAUGACAACAACGUUUAUGCAGUCAAAGUUUUCCGCAACCAAGAGGCCAAGACGUGCGAGCUUGCAAUGAUGAAGGCGAUCGAAAAAGUAGACAACGUCCCAAAAUUCAUUCACCAUGAUGCAGAUUGGAUCGCGAUUGACCCUGUUGGUGUACCAUUCACCAUCAAAAACUAUACUCAUUUACAUUUCUCAACUGUAGAUAAAAGUUCUGUGAUAAAGACAUCUUUAUGA